Molecule: messenger RNA, 1410 nt
Organism: Linnemannia hyalina
Lineage: Eukaryota; Fungi; Mortierellomycota; Mortierellomycetes; Mortierellales; Mortierellaceae
Source: the annotation of a GenBank genome assembly
AUGGCUACCUCAGCGAUAACCAAGAACCCUUUCGACCUACUCGGGUUCAGACAUCGAAUCAGUCGGUAUGUCACCAUCAAGGAUGCUCUCUCAUGCGCUCUUGUCUCCAAGGCCUGGACGGACGACUUUGUCCCCGCGAUUUGGUUCAAGAUCGACUUUGAUGUCCAGUCACGGUUCACCAACCUCUCGCCCCAUACUAUUGCCAAGUACGGACACCACAUCCAAAUCGUCAUGAACGCCAGGUCGCUUUCCCAGGUCUCUUCUCUUGCCAACGCCAGCGUCAACGGGCUCAGGAGCCUCCAUAUCGACACAGCAGCCUCCGCCUUGCAGCAUAUCCAGGCAUAUGAGAUUUUAUCCAGGAAUUAUUCAAGCCUUCAUGAAAUUCAUCUUUUUGCUGCUUCAGUCCCUUCCAACAAGCGCGAAUCCUCAGCUCAUUACGUGGUUACGCCAGCCUUAGUUAUCUUUCCCGGUACUAUCUCGAUCCCGUCCAAGCUCAACCAUUUGAGGAUCGAGAACCUUUGCCUGACGUACGAUGGACUAGUGAUGAUUCUUCAAGGUUGCCCGGGACUGUCCGCGCUAUGGGUGGAACACGUCGACAUCGUCAAACCAUUGACUAGAUCAUUUCAACACAUGGGCAUCAAUCUGUUGUCGUUGGAACUCAUGAGCAUCCACUACACCGGCCUGAGCCGUCCCUCCUUGUUGUCUUAUUUCCCAAACUUGACAACGUUGCAUACUUGGAACUGCGACACGAGCUACGCCAUCCCCUGGGACAGGAUCAAGGACGAGAUAUCGCGACACUGCCCUCGGCUCAUCGAGUAUCGACUGGCAGAUACUACUGGUGCCAUCGUCCCCGACUUCCUAGCCAACAUCGCCAACAACAACAACGUCUCUCGAAUUAUGUUCAGGUACAACAACAUGUCGUCAGACACAAUUACAGCCAUUCUUAUGCACCAAGCCUUCCUGAAAUCGGUCGAGCAGUUCACACCGUCAUCUAAGUUUGAUCUUGAAAAAGAAGAAGUCGCUCCGGUUUCAAGCCAUUUUCGAGCAACCGGCCACCUUUUGCAGCUGAUCCCUCGGUGCUGCUCACGAUUAGUAUCCUUAUGCCUAAUGUCACACGAGAUGGACAUGGAUGUCGUUGAGAGAGGCGAGUGGGCGUGCAGGAACCUGGUAAUACUUAAGAUCAGAGUCAAGGGUCUGGACACCAAGGAGAAGAUCCUCAAGGCCGUUGCGCUUUGGCGAGCUGGAUGCUGGAGGCGACGACAGAGUAAAAUGAAUGAGGAUGAUGCGGUGAUGUUGAAGGCUCAGGAUCAACUCUACUGUUCGAUCGAGACUCGAGUCGCUAAACACCUUCUCAAGUUCGUCAAGUUGGACUUGGUCUGGCUCGGGUACCAAACAUGGAGACCUCUCUGA